Molecule: messenger RNA, 2716 nt
Organism: Tupaia belangeri chinensis (Chinese tree shrew)
Lineage: Eukaryota; Metazoa; Chordata; Mammalia; Scandentia; Tupaiidae
Gene: KBTBD4
Product: kelch repeat and BTB domain containing 4
Exons: 4
Coding region: 444-2000 (518 amino acids)
Molecular function (GO): protein binding
Source: RefSeq, a predicted model, not a curated record
CGGCUGCCCCUGCUCACCCCUGGCCAGCGCCGCGGCUCCCACGAGCCCGCGCAGCCAGACCCUGGCUGCAGCAGCCGCCAUUUUCCCCGGAUGCUGACCGAGGAAGAGCCCACAGGACACGGAGCCCCAAGGGCACGGACCGGAAGCGGAAGUGUGCAGCGGAUCUUCUUCCGGGCGGACACAAGGCCGGAAGCAGAGGUUCCGGGUUCCGGGCACCGGAAUGAAAGGAGGGAACGCAGGUGAGAAAGCGAGACGGGCAGGUGGGGAAACUUUGAGGUGAACGUAGCGCUUGCUCGGUGAGGCAGUAUCUGGAAAGAAGGCGAGGACGUCGAGGAACCCGACUGUUGGACAGUUGGAUUCACAGACUAUGGCUGUGGAUUUCCCCAAGUCACUCAGAAUAGUGUUGCUUUGCAGACAGCUGGCAGAGAGAGAAGUUGGCUGCCAUGGAGUCACCAGAGGAACCUGGAGCGUCCAUGGAUGAGAACUACUUUGUGAACUACACUUUCAAAGAUCGCUCACACUCAGGCCGUGUGGCUCAGGGCAUCAUGAAACUGUGUCUGGAGGAGGAGCUCUUUGCUGAUGUCACCAUUUCAGUGGAAGGCCGGGAGUUUCAGCUCCACCGGCUGGUCCUCUCAGCUCAGAGCUGCUUCUUCCGGUCCAUGUUCACUUCCAACCUGAAGGAGGCCCACAACCGGGUGAUUGUGCUGCAGGAUGUCAGCGAGUCUGUUUUCCAGCUCCUGGUUGAUUAUAUCUACCAUGGGACUGUGAAACUUCGAGCUGAUGAGCUGCAGGAAAUUUAUGAGGUGUCAGACAUGUAUCAGCUGACAUCUCUCUUUGAGGAAUGUUCUCGGUUUUUGGCCCGCACAGUGCAAGUGGGAAACUGCCUUCAGGUGAUGUGGCUGGCAGAUCGGCACAGUGAUCCCGAGCUCUACACUGCUGCCAAGCACUGUGCCAAGACCCACCUCGCCCAGCUGCAGAGCACAGAGGAAUUUCUGCACUUGCCCCACCAUCUCCUCACUGAUAUCAUCUCCGAUGGAGUUCCGUGUUCCCAGAACCCAACAGAGGCAAUAGAAGCCUGGAUCAAUUUUAAUAAAGAAGAAAGAGAAGCUCUGGCAGAGUCACUGAAGACAAGCUUGAAGGAAAUUGGGGAGAAUGUGCACAUUUACCUGAUCGGGAAAGAAUCAUCUCGCACUCACUCGCUGGCUGUGUCCUUGCACUGUGCAGAAGAUGACUCCAUCACUGUAAGUGGCCAGAACAGCUUGUGCCACCAGAUCACCGCAGCCUGCAAGCAUGGUGGAGACUUGUACGUGGUGGGAGGGUCCAUCCCACGGCGGAUGUGGAAGUGCAACAACGCCACUGUUGACUGGGAGUGGUGUGCACCUUUGCCCCGGGACCGGCUCCAGCACACUCUGGUGUCUGUGCCCGGGAAAGAUGCCAUCUAUUCACUGGGCGGCAAGACACUGCAAGAUACCCUCUCCAACGCAGUCAUCUAUUACCGGGUAGGUGAUAAUGUGUGGACAGAGACAACCCAGCUAGAGGUGGCUGUGUCAGGGGCUGCUGGUGCCAACCUCAACGGGAUCAUCUACUUACUAGGGGGGGAGGAGAAUGAUCUGGACUUCUUUACCAAACCCUCCCGACUCAUCCAGUGCUUUGACACAGAGACAGACAAGUGCCACGUGAAGCCCUACGUGCUGCCCUUUGCAGGCCGCAUGCACGCAGCUGUACAUAAGGAUUUGGUGUUCAUCGUGGCUGAAGGGGACUCCCUGGUGUGCUACAAUCCCCUGCUAGACAGUUUCACCCGGCUUUGCCUUCCCGAGGCCUGGAGCUCUGCCCCAUCCCUCUGGAAGAUCGCCAGCUGUAAUGGGAGCAUCUAUGUGUUCCGGGACCGAUAUAAAAAGGGGGAUGCCAACACCUACAAGCUUGACCCUGCCACUUCAGCCGUAACUGUCACAAGAGGCAUUAAGGUGCUGCUUACCAAUCUGCAGUUUGUACUGGCCUGAGGCUGGCCAUCGGGAGAGCAGCCGAUUGUCUGCCCUCCCUUUUCCAGUACCUUUUCAUCCAAACUCGAAGUCCCCUGGACCCUAAUUCAGAAUAACGUGUUACUCUUGGCACAUAUCAGAAAGGCAUCACCUCAGCCCUUCCCUGGGUCCUUGGGGGUGUUUAGUUCUGGGCUUUAUAGACUGUUGCUGCUUAGCCGGCCAGUCUGUUCUCUGCCAUCCCCGUAAUUCUGGGCUCACUGCAGACUGCUUAGGGCAGGCCUUUGCUCAGACCCAGGGCACAGCCUACCUUCUUCGCCAGAUCACCAUUAAAUAGCAGCAGCCUGGUCCCAGGGCAGAAGGAAGGAUGCCGGUCCUUUGUUUCUGUAGCCUGCAGAGUGGCUAGUUUUUAACUUAUUCACAAAGAAUUAGGGGUUGAGAGUUUCCCCUCAGGCUUUAGUUAGAAAAAUGGGCUAAGCUGAGGGUAUACUUCACCAGCAAGAGUCAACUUUAGAAUCCACAUGUUCCUUCUAUUAUUUUCUCAUCUAUCUGUUGGGAAAUAUAUAACCUUGGUUUUUAUUUUUGGUUUAUUCUAAGGGGUAAGCCAGAAAGUAGAAAGGAUAAUUUCUGAUUAAUAGCAGAAACUUUUUUGAAAUUCAAGUAUAUAAGGUUUCUGCUCUUUUAAAAGCUCUAAGUCAAGAGCUAAGAACUAUUCAUACAAAUAAAAGGUUUUGAAGGCA